Acanthosepion pharaonis is the source of this 897-nucleotide messenger RNA. The record is from the annotation of a GenBank genome assembly. NCBI's taxonomy places the organism in Eukaryota, Metazoa, Mollusca, Cephalopoda, Sepiida, Sepiidae.
AUGAGUACGAGAGCUUUUACGGACGAAGUCACAUUUAAAUAUCGCGCAUUAUACCUUCCUUCCUUCCUUCCUCCAUUUUUAUUCAUUUCUUUUUUCUUUCUUUCUUUCUUUCUUUCUUUCUUUCUUUCUUUCAAGCUUCUUUUAGUUUACUUUGAUUUCACACUUCGUUUCUUUUUCUUUUUUUUCUGCCUUUCUUUCUCUAUUUUUCUUUCUAUGUGUUCAUUUCAUUCUUUCUUUGUUAGUUUUCUUAUUUCUUUAUCUCUUUCUUUUCAUUCUUUUCUUUUCUUUUCUUUCUUUCUUUUUGUUCGUUUCUUUCUUUCUUUUUUCUUUCUUUCUUUCUUUCUUUCUUUCUUUCUUUCUUUUUCUUUUUUUUUCUUUCUUUUCUUUCUUUCUUUCUUUACGUUCCUAAAUUCAUAUGAUUUCUUUCUUUCUUUGCUUUCAAAAAUUCAUAUUCUUUCUUUCUUUCUUUCUUUCUUUCUUUCUUUCUUUCUUUCUUUCUUUCUUUUGAUUUUCCCCAAAUUCAAAUUCUUCCUCCGUUUCUUUCUUUCUUUCUUUCUUUCUUUCUUUCUUUCUUUCUUUCUUUCUUUCUUUACGUUCCUAAAUUCACAUGAUUUCUUUCUUUCUUUGCUUUUAAAAAUUCAUAUUCUUUCUUUCUUUCUUUCUUUCUUUCUUUCUUUCUUUCUUUUGAUUUUCCCCAAAUUCAAAUUCUUCCUCCGUUUCUUUCUUUCUUUCUUUCUUUCUUUCUUUCUUAACGUGUUAUACUUUCCUUUCUGUUCGUUUCUUUUUUUCUUCUUUCUUUCACCUUCUUCAUUUUCUUCAUGUGGUCUUUCUUUCUUUCUUUCUUUCUUUCUUUCUUUCUUUCUUUCUUUCUUUCUUUUUCAAGCUUCUUUUAGUUGA